GGGGCUGCCGGGCCGGGAGCGCGGCGGCGGCGGCGGGAGGAUUUAUGACAUUUACGCCUCUGACUUUGGAAGAGAAGAAGUUCAGCAAAAAUGUCCAAGAUUGAGAAAAUGAGUAUCCUCGGAGUGAGGAGUUUUGGGGUGGAGGAUAAAGACAAACAAAUUAUCACUUUCUUUAAUCCAUUAACUAUUUUGGUGGGACCAAAUGGUGCAGGAAAAACGACUAUCAUUGAAUGUCUUAAAUAUAUAUGCACUGGAGAUUUUCCUCCUGGAACCAAAGGAAAAACAUUUGUUCACGAUCCAAAGGUUGCCAAUGAAACAGAUGUGAGAGCUCAGAUCCGGCUGCGGUUCCGGGAUGUGAACGGAGAGCUCGUGGCCGUCCAGCGCUCCAUGAUCUGCACCCAGAAGGGCAAGACUCCGGAAUUUAGAACGCUGGAAUCUGUCAUUACUAGAACAAAGAACGGCGAGAAGAUCAGCAGCCUGAGUUCCAAGUGUGCAGAGAUAGAUCGGGAGAUGAUCGGUGCCCUCGGGGUUUCCAAAGCCGUGCUCAACAACGUCAUUUUCUGCCACCAAGAGGAGUCCAACUGGCCCUUAAGUGAAGGAAAGGCCCUCAAACAAAAAUUUGAUGAGAUCUUUUCCGCAACAAGGUAUAUUAAAGCGCUCGAAGCUCUGCGUCAGGUACGGCUGAAACAAAGCUUGAAAGUAAAAGAGUGUCAGACAGAACUGAAAUAUCUAAAACAAAAUAAAGAGAAAGCCCAGGAAAUCCAGGAUCAUCUUAGCAACAGAGAGGCUCAACUGGCUGCUUCUAAGGAGAAUGUAAAAACAAUUGAGAGCCAGCUUGAACCUCUAAAGAGUUCUCUGGCAACAGUUGAACAGAAUCUCACAAAAGCAAUGAGGCUGGACAAUGAUGUGAAGGCCCUCGAGAGCAGGAGGCAGCAAAUGGAGAAAGAUAAUCAAGAUUUGCAACAGAAGAUGGAAAAGGUUUUCCAAGGAACAGAUGAACAACUAAGGAAUAGGUACCAGAACCACCAGAGAAUAGUGAAGGAGAAGGAGAAGAGAUUGUUGGACUAUAAACGUGACUUGGACAGAGCCACUAAAGAAUGCCAGAGGUUCAACAGUGAGAAAUCAGAGCUGCUUGUUGAACGAGGCCGUCUGCAGCUGCAGGCAGAUCGUCACCAGGAGCACAUCAUGACCAGGGAUUCCUUAAUUCAGUCCUUGGCAGCACAGCUGGAGCUGGAUGGUUUUGAGCGAGCACCUUUCAGUGAAAGGCACAUCACCAGUUUUCACAGGUUGGUGAAGGAGAGACAGGAGAGAGACACAGAAGCUGCAAAUCAUUUGAUGAGAGACUUUGCACGAAAAGAAGCAAUGAAACAAAAAGAUAUUCAAAAUAAGAAACAUGAUGAGCUGAAGAAAGUCAAAUGUGAAUUGCAGCAGUUGGAGGGGUUUUCAGACAGAAUUAGUGAGCUGGAUGAGGAGAUUGGCAAGACGGAACAUGACCUGGAGAAGGCUGAGAGGAACAGCAAUGUAGAAACGCUGGAACGGGAGGUACAGACUCUGCAAAGUGAGAAAAUAAGCCUGGACAAAGCUCUCAGGAGGUUGGAUCAAGAGAUGGAGCAGUUGAAUCUACAUACCACCACAAUUACCCAAAUGGAGAUGCUGAAGAAAGACAAAGCAGAGAAAGAAGAGCAGAUUAGAAAAGUAAAAUCAAGACAUUCUGAGGAACUAACGUCCCUGUUGGGAUACUUCCCAAAUAAAAAACAACUUGAAGACUGGCUUCAUGGUAAAAAUAAAAAGAUUAAUCAGACAAGGGAUACACUUGCUAACCUUAACAAGCGACUGGCAUUGGUAGAAAAUAACAAAACUUACGCCAGUAAUGAGCUAAAAAAAAAGGAAGCACAGUUGUCCCAGCACGAAGCAAAACUUUUUGAUGUUUGUGGAAGUCAAGAUUUUGACAGUGAUCUGAACAAACUUCAAGAUGAAAUUGAAAAAAGUUCCAAACAGCGAGCUGUGCUUGCUGGAGCCACUGCAGUCUAUUCCCAGUUCAUUACACAGCUGACAGAGGAGAGCCAGUCUUGUUGCCCAGUGUGCCAGCGAGUUUUUCAGACGGAGGCUGAGCUGCAGGAUGUCAUCAGUGACCUGCAGUCCAAGCUGCGCCUGGCCCCAGACAAGCUGAAGUCAACAGAGACUGAGCUUAAAAGGAAGGAGAAAAAACGGGAUGAAAUGAUGAGCCUUAAACCACUGAGGCAAACUGUAGUUGAACUCGAAGAAAAGGAAAUUCCAGACCUGAGGAACAAGAUCCAGAAUGCAAACAGAGAUUUAACAGGUCUGAAGGGUGAGAUAGAAGAACAGGAAUCAUUCCUGCAGACAGCUUUGUCUGAGGAGGAAGGUGCCAAAGUGUGUUUACAGGAUAUAACACUGAUGGAAAGGUACCAGACUGAUAUUAGGGAUAUGGAACGAAAAAUUGCUCAGCAGGAGGCUAAACUGCUGGGGGUAGAUUUAAGUAGAACUGUUCUGCAAGUAAGCCAAGAAAAACAGGAGAAAAAACACUUGUGGGAUACAGUUACUGGUAAAAUUGAGUUGAAUCAGAAGCUGAAGCAGGACCAGCAGAGUCAGAUUCAGCAGCUGAAGAGCACAGUGAACGAGCUGAGGGCAGAGAGGCUGCAGAUUGUGAGCAGCAUGCAGCGCCGGCGGCAGCUGGAGGAGCAGAGCGUGGAGCUCAGCACUGAGGUGCAGUCCUUGGGCAGGGAGGUCAAGGAAGCAAAAGAACAAGUAUUUCCUUUGGAUGUAACUUUAGAAAAACUGCAGCAGGAGAAGGAGGAUCUAGUGAAUAAAAGGACUACAAGUAAUAAAGAAACACAAGAGAAGAUAAAUGGCAUAAAUGAGAAAGUUAAAGAUAUAAACAAGUAUAUGAAAGAAAUUGAAAACUAUAUUCAACAAGGAAAAGAAGACUAUAAAAAGCAAAAGGAGUCUGAACUUGAUGAAGUAAAUACUCAUUUGGCUGCCUGUGAGAAACAGAAGGAAAAGAUAAGUAAAGAGAUGGAAGUGACUCGACAAGAUAUUGACACUCAAAAGGUACAGGAAAGGUGGCUGGAGGAUAAUCUGACUUUGAGGAGCCGGAACGAGGAGCUAAAAAAAGUUGAAGACAAGAUAAAACAACUUAUGAAGGAGAUGGGAGAAAUGAAAGUACCCCAAAUGAAAAAUGAACAAAAGCAUUUGGAGGAGAGAAUAGAAUCUCUGAAAAGGAACCAUCACGUCGCCCUUGGCCGCCAACGUGGGUUUGAGGAAGAGAUUGUUCGGUUUAGGAAGGAGCUUCGAGAGCCACAGUUCAAAGACGCAGAGGACAAAUACAGGGACAUGAUGAUUGUCAUGAGAACAACAGAGCUGGUGAACAAAGAUCUGGACCUUUACUACAAGGCUCUUGAUAAAGCAAUAAUGACAUUUCAUAGCAUGAAGAUGGAAGAAAUCAACAAAAUAAUUCGUGACCUUUGGCGAAGCAUUUACAGAGGGCAAGAUAUUGAAUAUAUAGAAAUUCGUUCUGAUGCCGACGAGAACGUCUCAGCCGCUGAUAAGAGAAGAAACUACAAUUACAGGGUGGUGAUGGUGAAGGGAGACACGGCCCUGGACAUGCGAGGGAGAUGCAGUGCUGGGCAGAAGGUGCUUGCUUCUCUUAUUAUUCGCCUUGCUCUGGCAGAAACAUUCUGUCUCAACUGUGGCAUCCUGGCCCUGGAUGAGCCCACAACCAACCUCGACCGAGAAAACAUUGAGUCUCUGGCACAUGCCCUCGUGGAGAUCAUAAAAAACCGUUCCCAGCAGCGGAACUUUCAGCUCCUGGUGAUAACUCAUGAUGAAGAUUUUGUUGAACUUCUGGGCCGUUCUGAGUACGUGGAAACGUUCUACAGGAUCAGGAAGAACACUGACCAGUGCUCUGAGAUCAUGAAGUGCAGUGUCAGCUCCCUGGGCUCGUAUGUUCAUUAGAACCUCCAGUGAGGACACAUUACAGACAGCCCGACUGAUACAUUAUACACUGCCUGGCUUGACAGAGCUCAGGUGAAGGUGUCUGAAAAUAUGGUUCCUUUGUAUUGUAUCUGUUGAAGAUUUGUCACAAUUUUAGCCAGAGUCUAAAACUGUAAGACUUUUAAACUUCAUCUCUUUCUACAUAUUUCUGGAAUGUCUUAGGAAUCGCCAUGAUUUGAAAGAAUUUAAAUGAAUACCAGGCAGUUUAAUUUAGGUGUAUUCUGUGCUUUAAAAGGGAAAAUAAAGUUGUGAGUUCUUUGUUUAUGUCCUGUUGGGGAGAUCCACUGCAAAUUCUCUGGAACAGCUGCAGCUCUGUCAAAGGAUUAGGGCCUGCCCUCCCUCUCUGGCAAGGUCAGCAUGGGUGGGUGUCUCGUGUUCAUAGCCACCCCCCUGCUCUACCCAAAAUUCACAAGCUUCAAAGGGAACUUUUACUACUUUCUGUACAAGAUAACCUAACUCUGGCUGCUCAAAGACACAGUCUUCCCCAAGUCUAACAGCUUGUUUGAGAAUAAAGCAAAGCCCUGUCUCUAACCAGA
Molecule: messenger RNA, 4547 nt
Organism: Lepidothrix coronata (blue-crowned manakin)
Lineage: Eukaryota; Metazoa; Chordata; Aves; Passeriformes; Pipridae
Gene: RAD50
Product: RAD50 double strand break repair protein
Biological process (GO): chromosome organization involved in meiotic cell cycle; double-strand break repair; telomere maintenance via telomerase
Cellular component (GO): nucleus; Mre11 complex; condensed nuclear chromosome
Molecular function (GO): single-stranded telomeric DNA binding; G-quadruplex DNA binding; ATP hydrolysis activity
Source: RefSeq, a predicted model, not a curated record